Molecule: messenger RNA, 3246 nt
Organism: Quercus robur (English oak)
Lineage: Eukaryota; Viridiplantae; Streptophyta; Magnoliopsida; Fagales; Fagaceae
Product: ATP-dependent zinc metalloprotease FTSH 9, chloroplastic-like
Exons: 13
Coding region: 236-2713 (825 amino acids)
Biological process (GO): proteolysis
Cellular component (GO): chloroplast thylakoid; membrane
Molecular function (GO): ATP hydrolysis activity; metalloendopeptidase activity; ATP binding
Source: RefSeq, a predicted model, not a curated record
UCUGACCUUUAGCACCAUUGGACCCUGAAUUAUCUAUCCAUCUCUCUAUCUUUCUUAAUCCUCUCAAUUCUCAUUUCUCAAACCUCAGACCAACCGACAUAUAUACAUAUUAUAUAUAUUAUUCAUAUAUAAUACACACAUACAACACAUACACAUACAAAUUACUAUAUUUAAUAAUUUAAAUUUUAGUAUUUUUUUUUUUUUUUUUUAUGUGUGCUUUUUUUAGGGUUUGAGAAUGUCCUCGGUUGAGUUUCUACGCCCAAUGUCUCAUUCUCACCAAAGUUUCCAUUCCUAUUCGUAUCACAAACUCUACCAUUUCCAUUACCACCAAUUGAGCUUCCUUCGCGCUCAAUCUUCUAGGGUUUCCCACCAAAACUCAAACCCAGUUUCAACGAAGCUCUACGGGCCACAGUUCAGCACCAUUGCGACGAAGAAUUGGGAAAGAUUGAAUCUCUGGGGAGGUUUUGCGACGAAGAAUCGGAUUCGAGUCCAAGCGAGUAGUAGCCAGGACAGUGAUUCAGCUGGCGGGAAGAGCGAGAGCGAGAGUGGCAAUAAGAGUUCGCCGAAUUCUGGCCCGAAUCGGCGGAAGGAGAAGCAAGGCAAAGGGAAUUGGUGGUGGUGGUCGUCUUCGUCUUCGUCUUCUUCGUCGUCUUCGAAAGGCAAUAAGUGGCAGUGGCAACCCAUAGUUCAAGCUCAGGAAAUUGGGGUUUUGCUCUUGCAAUUAGGGAUUGUGAUUUUCGUUAUGCGGUUGCUCCGACCCGGAAUUCCGUUACCGGGUUCGGAGCCCCGGACGCCCACCACUUUUGUCAGUGUGCCGUACAGUGAUUUUUUGAGUAAGAUUAAUGGCAAUCAGGUUCACAAAGUUGAGGUUGAUGGGGUUCACAUUAUGUUCAAGUUGAAGUCUGACCCUGCAACUUCAAUUCCAGCUCAGGACAUUGAAACUAGUAGUAGUAUUAAGUUGCAGGAAUCUGAGUCUUUGCUCAGGACUGUGGCGCCCACCAGGAGGGUUGUUUACACCACCACUCGCCCCACCGAUAUUAAGACCCCCUAUGAGAAAAUGCUUGAGAAUUCCGUGGAGUUUGGCUCCCCCGAUAAGCGGUCCGGUGGAUUCUUCAACUCUGCAAUGAUAGCUUUGUUUUAUGUUGCUGUGCUUGCAGGGCUUCUUCACCGGUUUCCUGUGAGCUUUUCUCAGCAUACAGCUGGUCAGAUUAGGAACCGCAAAUCUGGGGGUUCUAGUGGUGCAAAAGCAUCUGAACAAGGUGAAACAAUCACCUUUGCUGAUGUUGCUGGUGUUGAUGAGGCCAAGGAGGAGCUAGAAGAAAUUGUGGAAUUUCUUCGGAAUCCAGAUAGGUAUGUACGACUUGGUGCUCGUCCUCCUAGGGGUGUUCUCCUGGUGGGUCUUCCUGGGACAGGUAAGACUCUUCUAGCAAAGGCUGUGGCUGGGGAAGCUGAAGUGCCCUUUAUAAGUUGUUCCGCUAGUGAGUUUGUUGAGUUGUAUGUUGGCAUGGGUGCCUCCCGUGUGAGAGAUCUAUUUGCAAGGGCAAAGAAGGAAGCACCAUCAAUAAUAUUUAUUGACGAGAUUGAUGCUGUUGCAAAAAGUCGUGAUGGUAAAUAUCGUAUUGUUAGCAAUGAUGAGCGAGAGCAGACCUUGAAUCAGUUGCUCACUGAGAUGGAUGGGUUUGACAGCAACUCUGCUGUGAUCGUUCUUGGAGCAACUAAUCGCUCAGAUGUCCUAGACCCAGCACUUCGCCGACCAGGGAGAUUUGAUCGUGUGGUUACGGUGGAAGCACCCGAUAGAUCUGGAAGAGAAGCCAUAUUAAAAGUACAUGUUUCCAAGAAAGAACUUCCUCUAGCAGAGGACGUUGACUUUGUUGACAUUGCUUCUAUGACUACUGGUUUUACUGGGGCUGAUCUUGCGAACUUAGUAAAUGAAGCCGCUUUGUUGGCUGGAAGACAGAGAAAAGUUGUUGUGGAGAAAAUUGAUUUUAUUCAAGCAGUGGAAAGAUCAAUAGCCGGCAUAGAGAAGAAGACUGCUAAGUUGCAAGGAUGUGAGAAAGGUGUGGUUGCACGGCAUGAAGCUGGCCAUGCAGUUGUAGGUACUGCCGUUGCAAAUCUUCUUCCUGGACAGCCACGUGUUGAGAAGUUAAGCAUAUUGCCAAGGUCAGGAGGAGCAUUGGGAUUUACUUACACCCCUCCAACAAAUGAAGAUAGAUAUUUGCUGUUCAUUGAUGAGUUACGAGGCCGCUUGGUUACUCUUCUUGGAGGACGCGCAGCCGAAGAAGUGGUUUAUUCAGGUCGUGUGUCAACUGGUGCACUUGAUGAUAUACGGCGAGCAACUGACAUGGCAUACAAGGCAGUAGCUGAAUAUGGUCUUAAUCAGACCAUAGGCCCAGUUUCUAUAGCCACACUUUCCAAUGGAGGAAUGGAUGAGUCUGGGGGAGGUGUUCCUUGGGGAAGGGAUCAGGGGCACCUUGUCGAUCUUGUUCAAGGAGAGGUGAAAGCAUUGUUGCAAUCUGCUUUGGAUGUUGCGCUUUCUGUUGUGCGUGCUAAUCCUACUGUUUUAGAGGGGCUUGGUGCCCAUUUGGAAGGGAAAGAGAAAGUAGAAGGUGAGGAACUACAAGAGUGGUUGAAAUUGGUCGUUGCACCAACAGAACUUAAAGUUUUUAUUAGAGGCAAGCAAGAGUCUUAUCUCCCGCUGCAGACAGGUUCUUGAUAACAACUGUUACAUAUCCUUCUUACUGCUGAGUGGAAAAUGGAGUCGGUGAUUCAUCUUCAAGCCAUUGUUGUUGUCGCCGUGUAAGUGAACUCAUCCUCCAGAUUGGCCACAGCUCACCCUUACAUCUUUGUAUAUUUCUGUAAGGUAAAUUUUGGCUUCACGUAUCAACAUCUACCAGCAUGUUCCUCGUUUUAUCUCACAAUAUACUAGCUUAAGACCAGAUGAAGUGAAAGGGCUGAAGAUUUAUCUUGGUCAGAGCAUUCUCAGGUCAAGUGUUUCACCUUCAUAACUCAAUACGUGUGGACCUUUGGAAUCUGUUGUACAUUGGCUAUUAUUUAAGUCAUACUGAAUUUGGAAUUGACAAGGAAAGAAUGUCACUGUCUGCAAUUGUAAUUGCUAUUCAGUUUUGUAUAUUAUUGUUUCUGUGAAAUACAAACUCUUACACAAAUGUUGGUUCAGAAAGUCCGGAUGAACAUUGUGCAUUAUAGGAAUUGCAAAGUACUUUUAUGCCUAGGGGCAUUCUUUCUGAA